UUGGUUGGGGCGUGAGGGCUGUUUAUAUGGUGAUCCCUCACCCAGCACUGAGAUGCAGCCACCUCUGGUGCAGGGUGUGGGGACUGUUUAUACGGGGAUCCCUGGCCUGGCGCUGAGAUGCAGCCCCCUCUGGGGUGGGGUUCGGGGGCUGUUUAUACGGGGAUCCCUUGCCUGGCACUGAGAUGCAGCCGUAUCCGGGGCAGAGUUCAAGCCUCUACUGUUUGCAAUCCCACCGUGUGUGCGUGGCCAGGUGAUGUCACGGUCCUGCUGUGUGGGGUGAUGAUGAGACCAUAGGCUUGUGCGGAGCCAAUUUCAUGAGGGAAGGCCCGGCCCCUCCAUGCAAGUCUUGUGAGUCAUUGUGCACAUGUCAUGUGAUGGCCAUCGCUGAGCACUUGCAAGGUGGAAGAGACGGAUCCGGGCCAGCAACAUCCUUGCUCCCAGAUGGCCAUCCCCAGGCUCUCCCUGCAGCGCCAUCUACCCCGGAUACCUGGCCAUGCCCUGCGGCUCCGCUCCUGGCAGAUUCUCAAGCCCCUCACCCGUGUUGGGCUGCAACCCACCAGCAAGGCCUUGUACUGCCGUGCCCCCACCCGGCUGCUCUCGCGACUCUGGGGGAUGCUGACAGGGCUGGCGCUGCCCCGCUGGCUGCAACGCCCCCUGCUGGCGCUCUACGUCUGGGCCUUCUCCGUCAACAUGGCCGAGGCGGCUGAGGAAGAUCUGAGUGGCUACCGCAGCCUUGGGGAGCUCUUCCGGCGCCCGCUCAAGCCCUGGGUGCGUCCCAUUGCACCCCAUGACAUGGUCAGCCCGGCAGACGGCUGCAUCGUGCACCUGGGCCGGGUGCGAAGGAGCCGCCUGGAGCAGGUGAAGGGGGUGACGUACUCCCUGGAGAGCUUCCUCGGGCCCCAGGACUGGAGGGAAGAUAGGGGUAGGGGUCUCUCCCCAUGGUGGCACCGGGGGCACCGGCUCUAUCAGUGCAUCAUCUAUCUGGCGCCGGGUGACUAUCACCGCUUCCACUCACCCACCGACUGGCACAUCCGGCACCGCCGGCACUUCCCCGGCUCCUUGAUGUCGGUGAGCCCGAGCGUGGUGCGCUGGAUCCCAGGGCUAUUCUGCCACAACGAGCGGGUGGUGCUGAGCGGGAAGUGGGCCCACGGCUUCUUCUCUCUGACUGCUGUGGGGGCCACCAACGUGGGCUCCAUCCGCAUCUACUGUGACCAGGACCUUCGAACCAAUUGCGCCCGCCACGUGCAGGGCUGCUACCACGACCUCAGCUACUUGGCCUGGGCAGGGCCAGCCGGGGUCCCCGCCCCCAAGGGAGCCGGCCUGGGCGAGUUCAACCUGGGCUCCACCAUCGUCCUCCUCUUCCAGGGGCCCCGGCGCUUUGGCUUCCGCACCAGUGCUGGGUGCAGGGUGCGGGUGGGGCAGGCGCUGGGCAGCCUGUGACGUGGCGGGCAGAGGAGCAGGCCCCCAUUUCAGGGCGGGAUCCUGAUCUCCUGGGGAGAUUGGCGAACCCCUUCACUGCCAUGGGGGGACACCCCAGAUUCAGUGGGGUACAGGGA
Messenger RNA from Mauremys reevesii (Reeves's turtle), 1556 nucleotides. Its product is annotated as phosphatidylserine decarboxylase proenzyme, mitochondrial-like. The record is from RefSeq and is a predicted model, not a curated record. The transcript has 7 exons. Gene Ontology annotation, biological process: phosphatidylethanolamine biosynthetic process. NCBI's taxonomy places the organism in Eukaryota, Metazoa, Chordata, Testudines, Geoemydidae. Gene Ontology annotation, molecular function: phosphatidylserine decarboxylase activity. The coding region runs from base 442 to 1440 and encodes 332 amino acids. Gene Ontology annotation, cellular component: mitochondrion.